This is a messenger RNA of Xyrauchen texanus (razorback sucker), 2518 nucleotides long. RefSeq names its product toll-like receptor 13. NCBI's taxonomy places the organism in Eukaryota, Metazoa, Chordata, Actinopteri, Cypriniformes, Catostomidae. Gene Ontology annotation, cellular component: membrane. Gene Ontology annotation, molecular function: protein binding; transmembrane signaling receptor activity. The coding region runs from base 1 to 1980 and encodes 659 amino acids. Gene Ontology annotation, biological process: immune response; toll-like receptor signaling pathway; inflammatory response. The transcript has 4 exons. The record is from RefSeq and is a predicted model, not a curated record.
AUGGCGGUGUUUAUCUCUACCAUGCUCAGUUUGUCAUUAAUGGCAAAUAAUGUCUUUGAUACAAUUCCUCAGUUAAAAGACCUACAAAUCACAAAGUGUUUGAAAGAUCUGUCUGAGGUUCUGUGUCGACUGGCAAAUGUGAAACCACUGGAGAGGUUUAUACUUUAUCAGGAGUUUUAUAGUCUUAAUUUCCCAAACUGUUCUUUGAUCAACCCCUCUCACGAAUACAUAUCCACUGUAUACAAUAUCGAAACGACUAUUAACUUUCCACCUACAACUACCACUAUCUCUGAAGGCAUUCAGUAUCAGUAUCUCUCUAUCUGUGAAGAGAUUAAAGAAAUAGUUCUCGUAUAUGAGUCAGAAGUAGCUGGGAUUGUAACCCUUUUAGAUGUACAUUUGAUCUUCCAGAUUUUCAGCAACCUUUCGUUAAUUGAUGUAUCUUUUCAUGCGCUCAGACCAACUGAUUUCCAAUCUCUUUGCUUGUCCUUUCCACAGUCAGUCAAACAGCUGUCCUUUAUGUAUCUAAACUCAAAUCACAUGGGAAAGGUAAUCUCCCACCAAUUUAUGUGUUUCACAAAUCUUGAAAUUCUGGAAUUAGUUGCAAGUAAUAUUUCCAUCAUACAAAAAUUUUCUUUUAUUGGAUUAAUCAAAUUAACACAUUUGAACCUCAGUAAAAACAAAAUAUCUUACAUUUAUCAAGACACAUUCAGUGGUCUCUAUGGACUGACGGCCCUAGAUCUUCAAGAAAAUCCAAUAAUUCAAAUUGAAACAAAUUCUUUUGGACAUUUUAUUAACUUAUGUACACUUCUGUUGGGAGAUCUCAACUUCCCACCUCACAUGUCACUGAUCAAGCUGAAUUUAUCUGAUAUAUUUGGAAGAAUCCCGUAUAAUCUGAGUCACAUGAUCAUUAGUUCAGGUCUGAGACCAAUGCAGCUCGUGAUUGGCAGCAAUAGUACACUGAAUAAGAGCUUAGACUUCACCAUCAAAGGUCAAUAUGCAAACUUGGGAAUAAUGUUUCACAAUCUGACAAAACUACAAACACUGUUCCUGACUAACUGCAGAAUAUUCUUUCUGGAUGGAAGUCUGACGAAGGACUUAAGUGCACUGACAGGUCUAGUGUUGAUGCCACGAGAUCAUGUUAACAUUCUACAAAACUUUGUGGAACAUCUCACCAGUAUAAGGUCCCUCCAUCUCCAGAGGUUUAAUCUGUACUGCAGUUGUGAUAAUGCAUGGCUGGUCUCAUGGGUGAAGGACAACAGGCAGGUGCAGGUUUAUAUGUACAGGCCCACCAUGAAAGAACUACAGUGCUUGGCUGAUAAUGGAAUGGACCAUCUCAACUUCAUUCUUUACACCAAGGAGAAUUGCUCAUUUUCUAUUGAAUUUGUGCUGUUUGUCUCCACCUCAGCUUUUUUAUUUUUCUUUAUGAUUGGAGUACUGUCAUAUCAAUGUGCAGGCCAAUACAUAAAGCCAUUCUAUAACAUUGCCAGUGGAUGGUUCCGAGAGGCUUUGCAUCUAAAUGGCAAACAGCGGUACCGCUAUGAUGUUUUUGUGUCCUACAGCUGUAAGGAUGAGCAUUGGGUCAUAAAUGAACUUCUGCCAAACUUGGAGCAGCGUGGCCCUCCAUUCCUGAGAAUUUGUCUCCACAGUCGGGACUUCCGGUUGGGGCAAGACAUUGUGGAAAACAUCACCGACUGCAUUUAUGCAAGUCGCCGAACUCUUUGCCUUGUCAGCCACAAUUACCUCCGUAGUAACUGGUGUUCUCUGGAGAUGCAGCUGGCUACUUACCGGCUACAGGUAGAACACAGGGAUAUUCUUAACCUGGUGUUCCUUGAAAAGAUUCCAUCUCGGUUGCUAUCCUCCCAUCAUAGAUUGGCACGGCUGGUUAAAAGUAGGACCUACCUCGACUGGCCACUGGACCCUGAGAUGCAUGAGGCAUUCUGGCAUAGAUUAUGGUGUAAACUGAACUCUUAUAAAGAUUAGUAGUAUGUUUUAUUGUACAUUGCAUAGUUGCUUAAAGCUUUAGAAAACCUUGACUCAGUAUUAGAAUAGAAAUUAACUUUAAACAAAACCGAUAAAAAGAACUGACACCUCACUGGAGACAUGUCACGUGCCAGCCUGCUUCAAGUCAACUAUCUUCCCGGUUCCCAAGAAGUCAAGGACCACAGGACUUAAUGACUUCAGACCCGUUGCCCUGACCUCUGUGGUUAUGAAGUCCUUUGAGCGCCUUGUGCUUUCACACCUCAAAGACAUCACUGACCCCCUCCUGGCCCCCUGCAGUUUGCAUACAGAGCCAACAGGUCUGUAGACAAUGCAGUCGACUUGGCCCUCCACUACAUCCUCCAGCACCUGGACUCCACAGGAACCUACGCCAGGAUCCUGAUGGUGGAUCCCGGCACUGCUCCAGGAGAAGCUCUCCCAGCUAAGUGUGCAUCACUCCACCUGCAGGUGGAUCAGUGACUUCUUGUCUGACAGGAAGCAGCAUGUGAAGCUGGGGAAACACGUCUCCGACUCACAGACA